Messenger RNA from Myripristis murdjan (pinecone soldierfish), 648 nucleotides. It is a transcript of the gene sh3yl1, whose product is annotated as SH3 and SYLF domain containing 1. Gene Ontology annotation, biological process: regulation of ruffle assembly. Bases 241 to 648 code for a protein of 135 amino acids. Gene Ontology annotation, cellular component: ruffle membrane. Gene Ontology annotation, molecular function: phosphatidylinositol binding. The transcript has 5 exons. The record is from RefSeq and is a predicted model, not a curated record. Lineage: Eukaryota; Metazoa; Chordata; Actinopteri; Holocentriformes; Holocentridae.
UGAAUCGCUUCCUGUUGCUGGAGGUUCACCUGGGACGGCCUCGUGCUUACCGAGCCACCGGCGGCUGCGCUGCUCUCACCUGUGCGGGGCUCACCGCACUCUGUGUGACGUGUGUGUGUGCGUGACGUCAAGGCAGCGCGCGGGACGCCCCGCGGCUCAGGUGAGGCGGAAGUGAGUGAGAAGCGAGCCGCGCGCAGCAGCUCACCUGUCCGCAGGAAGUCCAGCUCACCUGCCGAGACAAUGAACAACCCCAUCCCCUCCAAUCUGAAGUCGGAGGCGAAGAAAGCCGCCAAGAUCCUGAGAGAGUUCACCGAAAUCUCCAACCGCACCGGACCGGACAAACUCAUCCCAGCUCAUGUCAUAGCGAAGGCUCAGGGCUUAGCCAUCAUCUCCGUCAUCAAGGCGGGCUUCAUGAUCACGGCUCGCGGCGGGAGCGGCAUCGUCAUCGCCAGACUCGCCGACGGACGUUGGUCAGCGCCGUCCGCCAUCGGCAUCGCUGGAUUAGGAGGAGGCUUCGAGAUCGGAGUGGAGGUGUCAGACCUGGUCAUCAUACUGAACCAGCGGCGGGCGAUCGAGGCGUUCACUAAGGGGGGGAACCUGACGCUCGGGGGGAACUGCACCGUCGCCGUGGGACCGAUGGGCAGGUGA